AAAAAUAAGCCAUUGUAUCUUGUAGUAAACUUGUAUGAUUGUAUCCAUCACAUCACAAUUUGAUGUUUAUGAAAUCUUUGAGUGCUUUCUCAUCUAAUCAGGCCCAUAAGUAGGCCAUUAUCAUCACUAUUAGUAAUGGGCCAAAACCCCGUGAAUUUGGUCACGCACGACUCAAAUGAGACGACAAUGGUUGACCUCUGGACUCUCGAGUCUCCCUGGAUUACUACACUCGAGCUCGACGAUCCUUAGACCAACUUCGUCUUCUUCCUCGAGAGCUUCUCUGAUCUCCUUCGCCGUUAAUAAUUUCCACACGAUCGCUUCUUCUUCGUCUACUCUCUCUUCUCGCUUGACAACUGUAUCAUCGUCCAUGGCUUCUGGUGACGAAGGAGCUGUUUUCAAUUUGUCUGAUUCUAGCCUUCUUAAGAUCCUUAAAGGAGACAUCACCAAGUGGUCUGUUGAUUCUUCCUCCGAUGCUAUUGUCAAUCCAGCAAAUGAGCGUAUGUUAGGUGGUGGUGGUGCUGAUGGAGCAAUACAUAGAGCUGCUGGGCCACAACUCAGAGCUGCAUGCUAUGAGGUUCCUGAAGUUCGUCCUGGAGUCCGUUGUCCAACUGGAGAAGCAAGAAUUACUCCGGGUUUUAACUUGCCUGCAUCGCGUGUGAUUCACACUGUUGGACCUAUCUAUGACUCAGAUGUCAACCCUCAAGAAUCUCUCACCAAUUCGUACAAAAAUAGUCUGAGAGUUGCAAAGGAAAACAAUAUCAAAUACAUUGCAUUUCCUGCCAUAUCUUGUGGGAUUUACGGAUAUCCUUUUGAUGAAGCUGCUGCGAUAGGUAUUUCAACCAUCAAACAAUUCUCUACUGACUUUAAAGAGGUGCAUUUUGUUUUGUUCGCGGACGACAUAUUCAGCGUAUGGGUAAACAAAGCAAAGGAGGUGCUACAAAAAGCCUAAAGUCCAAUCAAUGGCCGAAGAUACACAAAAAUAUUCCCCAAUCCUUCGCACAAACAAAUCAUUUGCUAUUUGUGUUGCGUUAUGAAUGCCUUGUGAUUAUUCGUUACAUUUAGAUUUGGUAAUAAAGAAAAUUCUUGCAUCUAAAAGAAAAGGUUUAUCACUUGACUCCCUUAUUAUGUCUUCCCAUA
This is a messenger RNA of Arabidopsis thaliana (thale cress), 1137 nucleotides long. Its product is annotated as appr-1-p processing enzyme family protein. NCBI's taxonomy places the organism in Eukaryota, Viridiplantae, Streptophyta, Magnoliopsida, Brassicales, Brassicaceae. The coding region runs from base 176 to 949 and encodes 257 amino acids. The transcript is spliced from 7 exons. The record is from RefSeq and is marked reviewed.